Cyprinodon variegatus (sheepshead minnow) is the source of this 6282-nucleotide messenger RNA. It is a transcript of the gene furina, whose product is annotated as furin-1-like. Gene Ontology annotation, cellular component: Golgi membrane; trans-Golgi network. Lineage: Eukaryota; Metazoa; Chordata; Actinopteri; Cyprinodontiformes; Cyprinodontidae. Gene Ontology annotation, molecular function: serine-type endopeptidase activity. The transcript has 16 exons. The record is from RefSeq and is a predicted model, not a curated record. The coding region runs from base 326 to 2758 and encodes 810 amino acids. Gene Ontology annotation, biological process: peptide hormone processing.
UUCGUCCAUGAUCCUGACGUAUUUCCUGGGGCUUGUGCCGACCACUCAGCGGUACACCGGAGGGGUAUCAUGACUGUUUAUAAUCAGCAGUUGUCUUUUACGCGUUCUUCAGUCGUUUCGCCGUGUCGUCGUCGGAUUUAACACCGCCACGUGAGACAAUAAGCCACAGGAUCGAGCAGGAUGUAAAGGAAGCUGGUAAGUUUAGCCCUCGGUGAGCUGCGACUCUCGCUGCCUUUGACUACCUGUCCACCUGCAUGUGCUUUGAGCAGCCUCGGCCUGUUGGAGAGCUGCCGUGCUCGGUGACUGUGCUGCUGUAGGAGAACCCAUGGCUUCUGGCCCUCCAUCUUCCUCCAUAGGCCACAGGCUCAGGCUGCUGGAGCUGCUAAUUGGAGCUGCGUUUGUGCUGCUGGUGAGUGGGCUAGGAUCGGCUCUGGGUCAGAAGGUCUACACCAACACGUGGGCGGUCCACAUACCUGGAGGUCCGGAGGAGGCCGACCGAAUUGCUAGGAAACAUGGUUUCAUAAAUCAUGGUCAUGUAUUUGGUGAUUACUAUCACUUCCGGCAUCGCAGAGUGGUUAAGAGAUCCCUGUCGGAUCACAGAGGGACACAAGUCCGUCUGCAAAGAGAUCCUAAGGUAACUUGGGCAGAGCAGCAGGUGUCCAAACAGAGGAAGAAGAGGGAUACUGCUACAGAGUUUGUAGACCCCAAGUUUAGAGACCAGUGGUACCUGUACAACAACAACCAUCGGGACUUGAAUGCCAAAGCUGCGUGGGAGCUGGGCUUCACAGGAAAAGGCGUGGUGGUGUCCAUCCUGGAUGACGGAAUAGAGAAGAACCAUCCUGACCUGUCGCAGAACUACGACCCAGACGCUAGUUAUGAUGUGAAUGAUGCGGAUCCUGAUCCUACGCCCCGGUACACACAGCUUAAUGACAACAGGCAUGGAACCCGAUGUGCAGGAGAGGUGGCGGCAGUGGCAAACAAUGGGGUGUGUGGAGUCGGUGUGGCCUACAAUGCAAAGAUUGGAGGUGUGCGUAUGCUGGAUGGAGAGGUGACUGACAUGGUAGAGGCCCAGUCUCUCAGUCUGAACCCACAGCAUAUCGAUAUCUACAGCGCCAGCUGGGGCCCGGAAGAUGAUGGCAAAACUGUCGAUGGACCCGCCAAACUGGCAAAGGAAGCUUUUUUUCGAGGAGUCACAGAGGGUCGUGGCGGUAAGGGCUCCAUAUUUGUGUGGGCCUCUGGGAACGGAGGAAGGGAGAAGGACAGCUGUAACUGCGACGGCUACACCAACAGCAUUUAUACCCUGUCCAUCAGCAGCACUACACAGAACGGCAAUGUACCCUGGUACAGCGAGGCCUGCUCCUCCACCCUCGCCACCACCUACAGCUCGGGGAACAUCAAUGAGAAACAGAUUAUAACAACAGACCUCAAAUCUAAAUGUACAGACUCUCACACCGGCACCUCUGCCUCUGCCCCCCUGGCUGCGGGGAUCAUCGCUCUCGCUCUAGAAGCCAAUAAACAACUGACAUGGAGGGACAUGCAACAUCUGGUUGUGAGAACUUCUCGUCCUGCCCACCUGCUCACGAACGACUGGAGAACCAAUGGAGUCGGACGCAAAGUCAGCCAUUCCUAUGGAUACGGUCUGCUUGAUGCCAGUGCUAUUGUAUCAAUGGCAAAGACGUGGACGAAUGUGGGGCCACAGAGAAAGUGUGUGAUCUCCAUUCUCACUGAGCCGAGGAACAUCGGCAGCCACUUGUUGAUUGACAGAAGCGUGGAUGCCUGCUUCGGUUCAGACAGCCAUGUGACCUCUUUAGAGCACGUCCAGGCCCGGCUCACCCUCACCUACAACCGGAGGGGGAACUUGGCCAUCCACCUCAUCAGUCCUGCUGGCACGCGCUCCACCCUGCUGCACCCGAGGCCUCAUGACUACUCAUCAGAGGGUUUCAAUGACUGGGCGUUCAUGACCACCCACUCUUGGGAUGAGAACCCCAGCGGGGUGUGGACGCUGGAGAUUGAGAACGUAGCUGGUGCCAGUGAUUAUGGCACCCUGACCCAGUUCACCCUGGUGCUUUAUGGCACUGGCUCAGCAUCUUCCAGCUCAUCUGAACAGUCCCAGUCCAGCAACGACAACUGCAAAACUUUGGAUCUGAGCACAAAAUGUAUCGAGUGCAACCCUGGCUACUACCUCUUUCAGCGGGGCUGUGUGAAAGAAUGUCCCGCAGGGUUCGCAGUGGGCUCCCAGCCCCUCAACUACACUGUGGGAAACUCCAUCCAGCCAACUUCCGUCCCGGCCUGCCUGCCCUGCCCGCCGCCCUGCGUCACCUGCAGCAGCCUCAGCCCUCAGUUCUGCCUGUCCUGCCCCGAUCACAGCUCCUUGGACUCCAUCUCCGGUACCUGCCUGCGCCUCAACCACUCCAUGCGAGAGUCCCCCGGCGGCUUCAUGGUGGGCCAGGAAGUCCCCAAGCCUCUGCUCGAGCAUGGCUCACAGCUUCCCGUCACCAUCGCCUUGCUCAGCUGUGUGGCCAUCAUCGCUACCUUCGCAGGCGUAUUCCUGCUGCUUCAGCUCCGCUCCGGCGCGCUCAUCAAGCUGCCCUCUUUGGAGGCGGGCGGUGGCUUCAGCCUGAGGGGAAGCAGGGUAGUGUCGUACCGCGGCAUUCCGACGGUCUGGGGGGACGAUGGGCUGAACACGGACUCGGAAAAUGAUGAGUUUGACGUCCACAACGAGAGGACUGCCUUUAUCAAAACACAAAGUGCUCUUUAAUGCCUUCAGAAGUCCCUCCUCCUCCUGCUCUCCUUUAAAUUCCUCUCAUCCCCAUCUGUCUCCACACUUCAGGGCAGUUCACUGUCCUCUCUGUCUCUUCCACUCAAACACCCUCUUCAUUGUAUCCUCGCUGUCUUAUUUAGAUCCUCAUCUGCUUUUAGGAACUGGUCUCACUUCGUCGUGGGACUCAUGAUGGGGAGCUGCUGUUUUUGAAGCUGGGAUCAGCCUGAGCUUUUGCUUUGUUCACACUUGGAUGCUUUUUUUCCCCAAACCUCAUAUCACUACCAGCAUCUGUUGGUGCAGAGUUCAUUUUACCUCCAGCUUACAGUAAACAAAUGCUCAUUUACUGUAUCUACACCCCCCCCAAUCUUCCAUUAGUCUCAGUGCAGUAGCCAGAUGAGAUUUUGAGCAGGAGAAUAAGAGAUGAUUUUGUGUGCGUGUGCAUUUCUGAAUGAAUGAGCCUGCAUAGAAACGGGUGUCGAGAUCUGAUGAGCAGUUUGGAGCGUCGUGCCAUUAAUGAAGACAUUAAAGUGCUUCCUGUCAUUUAAGAUUUUAACUGAUGGCAAAAUGACAGUUAUUCAAAGAGCCAUUCAGACUCAUUGAAAAACAUUUUCUUCUUUCCUCUUUGUCAUUUGCUAACAUCAGUAUUUAAAAUCUGUGCAUUUUAUUACUGCAUUUAAAAUAAAAGAACAAGAGAUUUGACAGUUUAAAAUGCAAUCAGAGCAAAGAAAGCCACACAUUAAAUAUCUAAACGCUUUCCAUCAUUUUUAGAUUCCAGCCUCACUUUUUUCUAAGGCAAGCUGCGUUUCAGGAAAAAGAAAUGCCAAGAAAACAUCUCUACAUAAAUAUCUCACACCCAGCUUUCUAUUUUAAUGGCAGCAUCUGAUGCCCCUCUCUCUCCUUGGGUGGGAGAUGAAGCAGCCGAGGCGCCGCCGUGCAUUUGUGAGCCCCUCAAAGCAGCUGGCAGGUGUUGACUUACCUGUGAUUGAUUCAUCGACACAGCAGAGGCUGUAACAAUACAUCAGGGCCCCCCCCGCUGCUGUCAGAGUGAAUCAGCCCCUCAAACACAAGGUUCAUGUCUUAAUGACUGGAUGUGGGUUUGAUUUGUGCACGAGCAUGACCAAGGUUGUAAAGCAUCACCUGACUCGCCUAGCCUCUGAGGCUAUGCCCCCCCCUCUUAACUCUCCUCUUCAAAUCUCAAGUGUGGAUUAAAAUCCCACUAUCGACGCUCCUUAGCUCAUCAGCGUCUCUGCACCUCAUCCAAUCACAAAUUCAAAUGAUCAAGUUGGCAUACUUGAAUAUUUUACUCCAAAUGAUUCUACAGCUAAGAGAUUUUAUUAAUAUAAUUAUUUUAAGUGGUAUCAUUUUGUUUUUCUUCUUUUCUGGGCUGUGAUCAUAUGAAAUAAGCGUCUCAUUGUUUAAUCCAUUAUAGCCAUUUUGAUUCCAUUGAUUCCUAUCCUUUUUUUUUGUUGUUUUCUUUCACUCUUUGUUUAAAUUUCUGCACAGAAAAGCCAAUGCUUGCUGGAAGAGGUUUCCAGAUGAUGGCGUGCAUAAAAAACUGCAGCUGCUCAUCCUUUUAUCUACCUCUCAUUCCACAGCAAGGCUUCACACACUUAGACGGGGCUGUUAAUUAUAGAGGUGAAUUUAAGUAUGGGAUAGGCAUGACAUUUUCUCUGUGGUGAUAUAGUUGGAUGGGUUUAUGUUUCAGAAGAAAAGAAGUGAAAGCAGAUCACUAAACUGUCAACUCUACUUCCCCGGAAACUCACCUGUUCUCUCUUAAAUGUAUUGCCUUUUAGGAUCAGCAUCAUGCGUGCUUAUGAGUGGGCUUUAAAACCGCUUAAUGAGAUGAAAUGUUCACAGAUGAAAAUGGCUGGCUAAAACCGGUGGGAUCGUUUCUAAGGGGCGUCUCCUUCUGGACUUUUGUCGUCUUAUUUUAUUGUUUUUUGUUUUUUUUUUCCUAAGUUUAUGUCACUGACAAUCAUUUACCUUGUCUUGAAGGCAAGAAGGGUGCAAAGGCACACAGAAAAAUUGAUUUUAGCUAUUAAUUGAACCACUUGUGUUGCAAAACCUUCACAUGUGUUUCAGAAAAGGCUCAGUUUGUAAAGGUGAAGCUGACAGAUGCAGGUAUUUUAGUACGGAUGCUGUCAAAACCAGUUUUAUACCCUCAGAUGGCCCAAACCGGAAACAUGCAGCACAUUUGGUUGUUUCCUGACUGACAGGAGACCUUUGAGAGCGGAUCUGGUGGGGAAAAGAACAACCUCAAAAGCAACAAAUGUGUUAUAGCCUGGAGCUUUGUGUGAUAUACGUCAGUGCCUACCGCCAUACCAGCUUUGAUUGGUCCCCGCUGAGCUCCAGCCUCAAUCUGUGCAAACACCAGGAAAUGGGUAACAAAACAGGAUCCAAUUAAAAUCUGACUGUUGACUAAUUAUAAUAAAAACCAUGAUUUAGACGGCAUCUUGCUAUUUGCAUUUUCCCUUUCAGUCACUUUCCCCUUUAAUUGAUUUUCCUUUGUUCUAUGUUGAUGUACUCACUACAGCUUGACAACUCUGAAAAGAGGAACUCUUUUCAUUUAAGGGUUCAACUUUUAGAGAAACUCCUGAAUGGAGGCAGCAUUAAUUAGCCCGUGCUUCCAGAGCUGCUGAAAUCCAUCAGUGGCUCUAUUGCCACAAUGUGAUAUAAAAUACACACUAAAGAGAACUGGUUUGCCAGCGGCCCCAGAAAGCAGCCCUUUUAUGACUAUAAAGUUUCCACCUGGCUGGCAGUAAAGCUUAAAGCUGUUAAAUGCUGACAAAAAAAUCUGUUUAUUGCUAAUUAUUUUUGUCCGAUUGUAAAGAUGAAAACCUCAUCAUUUAAAGGCUUUCAGCUGGGAGCUAGAUGUUGCUCUUGUUCCCAUUUCUUUAGGAUUUAGUCUGAAAUUGGCCACGCAAACUCGGACUUAGUUGAUAGGAGCAAUAUCUUUGGCAUAACCAAAGACAAUCAUUUAAAUGCUGUUUGUUUCGUAUAGAACGUGUCACCUUCAGGUUGGUUCAUCCCAUCCGUCCUCCUGUAGCUGCGUUCAAAGUGUUUAAAUGAAACCCCAGUGAUCUCUGCCUUUCUGAAGGUCCCUAAUGACAUGUUGCCUGUUGAGCAGCUGUGGAGGGAGGAGGUAGAAUGUAUCCCAUCGCCACGACCUUAAGGGCUGAACCAGAUCUGCGUGCAAAUGCUUGUUAAAGUAGAGACGAAACACAACACAGUGCGGUGGAGGAGCAAUCUCAGUCCACAUCUUUGACCUCCUCCCACCUCUUCUCGAGGCUCCUGACCUGUGGCUGCGCACAGUACCUUACAAAUUUGUGACCGAUGAUUAAUGUAUAAGAAUGACUAUCCUACAUGGGACAUAACUCUAAAAUAAGGCCUAUUUUUGUACUAUAUGAAUGGUGCAGUGUAAUUUUCUUGUAAUUUAAAGAUGUUUUUCUUUUGUUUUCUUCUUUUUAUUUAAUUGAUGUCAAUUAUAGAUUCUACUAAAAAAAAAUAAAGAUCUAUGCAAA